CUACUUCAAAAGUGUUUUCCUUUGACUUUGCCUGAUCACAAGAGAAACCAACAAUGAUGGUGAUGUCCGAUAUUCCGCAGGAUUUGAUAGAGGAAAUACUCUCUAGGGUUCCAGCCGCAUCUUUGAAACGACUACGAUCCACUUGCAAACGAUGGAACCAUUUAUUCAAAGAUCAAAGAUUCACGGAGAAGCACUUUCGUAAUGCUCCAAAGCAGUCUCGGAUUCUCAUAUCAAACGACUAUAGGAUUUGUUCAGUGAAUGUCAAUCUCAACGUUGCUCCUCCACCUAUAGAAUUUAAGGAUUUCCAUCCUUGUUCCCACCAGCAAAUCCAUGUAGUCGAGGUUUUUCACUGCGAUGGUUUGUUGUUAUGCACCAUUUGGAAGGACAACAAGUACAGACUCAUGGUUUGGAAUCCGUGUUCAGGGGAAACUAGGUGGAUCCAAACCACAACUUAUAGCAAGAGCUUCUCUACGCGUAGCCUUGCUCUAGGAUACCAAAACAACAAAUCCUUCCGUAGCUACAAAAUCUUAAGCUGUUGGUCGACUAGUUACAGCCUAAUCCAGGGAGAUGCUGGUUUCAAAAUUUAUGACCUCAGCUCUGAUUAUUGGAGGGUUUUGGAUGAUGACUUGGCUCUCCGCGGCUCUACAAUACCAAAUCGUGGUGUGUCAUGCAAGGGAAAUGCUUAUUGGCUUGUCACGGAAAACACAGGUGGUUUGCUUGGUUUUGAUUUUACGAGAAACAGUUUUAUACGUUUUUGUCUUCCGCCAAUUCCGAAUCCUUGCGAUAUGAUUCUAUCAGUUGUGAGAGAAGAAAAACUCUCAUUGUUAUAUUGGUCCCUUCGUGUAUCAUACAUGGAGGUGUGGAUGACCAAUGAAAUUGAUGGUACUCAAGCUGCUUUGUGGAGCAAAUCAUUUACAGUGAAAAAUCCUAAUAAUUUGAUUCCGUGCUUUAUGAGUUUCUUAGUUGACGAGGAGAAGAAACUGGUCUUGGGUUGUAAUUCGGCUUUCGGAGGAGAUCAUAUCAAGAAACUGUACACUACUGGAGAGGACAGUGGAUAUUCCACAGAAAUCCCUUCUGUAGGAUCCAAACACAAAACAUUGUCUCCAUUUAUUUUCAGUUAUGUUCCAAGUUUGGUCCAAAUCCAGCAAGGUGGGAGCAAUGAAACUAAUAAUACUAGUUGAUAGGAACUUCCAUCUACUUUUUUAUUUGUUUUUGUUUGGAACAAUAUAUAAUGAAACUGAUCUAUUAUUUUUACCCCUUUUUUGCUGCACCACCUGUAAGUUUGUUACCUUAUUAUUCCUAUGUUCUUUGUGCUGUGUGUUUGAUUUUAUUCGAGGGCUUUUGAUAAGAAAGCUAAAAAUAAGUAAGCAGCCAACUGAGCCAACAAUGGCAAUGUUCCAACAUGGUUCUCUCGUUCACUUCCAAGGACGGAGUCACUCUGCACGUGGACAGUCAGUUAUAGAAUGUCCAGAAGUAUUAGAUUCUUGCAAGUGAUUGCCACAUAAAUCACUUGUAUAGUUGUAUUGUACCAAGUUACAUUCUAGAUUUGAUUAUCCCCUUGCGCUAUGUAAUUAACAUACAUAUAAAAAUGAUUAAAUUAGGGCUCCCCCAGGAUUUUGGCUUGCAGCAAAACAGCUUUUUGCCAGUACGGUGCUAGGAAUUUGGAUUUGUGCAACAUGAUAGCGUCCAAUAACAUUCGCCAAGAAUUACGAAGGAGGCAUAGGUGGCUUGAAUCUAAUGAUGGAUUCUGGUAUUAGAGCUGAUAAGAUUUCAGUGACCUGAUUGAUAUGUAUAUGAAGUGUCACAUGCAAGAUAGGGCGCUUUAGUAUCUUUGUUCGGAUGUCAAACAACGUGAAACUCGACAGCCGCUGGCUAUAUAUAUGAGAAGAUGAGGUCUAUUUAUCCUGGAAACAAACAAAACCAUCUCCAGAAAAAAAUAUUGUUUUACUACCAACAUAAAAUCAAUUGGUGAUAACUUGAUUGGUUCGAGUCUUUUAUGUACUCCAUCCGUUUCAAUAUAUAUAAUGUUUUAGAAAGUUUGUUUUGUUUCAAUUUACAUGAAGUUUUGAGAUUUUAAGGUUAACUUUAAUUUUAUUGGAAUCUGUUCAACCAAUUAGAUUUUACAGUCUUUUUUAUAAUUGGUUAACUGAAUUUAAAAUUAUAUCUUUAAAAUAUUUUUCUAGAGAAAUAUAAUUUUCUUAAUCUUUGUGCAUUAUUACAAAACAUCAAGUAUUAUGAAACAGAGGGAGUAUUACUUAAAUAUUUCCAACUUUGAAUGUAAGAUUGUGUUCCUAAUAUAAUCUGCACUUUUGUGCAAGCAAGCAUGUUAGACCCAUGAGUCACCCUGAAAUGCGCAAAUAGAGGCAGUGCUCAACGAUGUUAGCCGAGGAGCAAGUGAGUUAGGCCAUGUACCUGAUCUUGGUAAUGCUCUUAUGGAUGUAGAUGAAGAAUAGUAGAGAUUUUUGUUCAAAAAAAAAAAAAAAAAGAAAAGUAGAGAUUAAUGCCUAGUAGACACAGCGAGAAACUUGCAAUGGCAUUUGGCUAGCAAGGCACAUCAAUCCGACUAGUCGAGAACCUCAGAGUAUUUAUGCUCUGUUUGUCAUUUAUUUGCAAAAUUUAGCAUCAAAAGUUUAUAACCGAGAAUUUGUACAAAGAACAACAACAGGUUUCAUUUCUUUACUCAAAGGUAAGUGUU
Molecule: messenger RNA, 2695 nt
Organism: Brassica rapa (field mustard)
Lineage: Eukaryota; Viridiplantae; Streptophyta; Magnoliopsida; Brassicales; Brassicaceae
Product: putative F-box only protein 9
Molecular function (GO): protein binding
Source: RefSeq, a predicted model, not a curated record